GAUGUGGUCCACAGUGUUCAUAUGAUCCCGGGAUUUGCUUACGGUCACACGUCCGAACUUUUAGCGCAUUCAAUUGCUAGAAAACAUGAAGAAAACAAACCUGACGGGAAUGAUGACAAAGAAGACCCUGAAUGGAUGUAUCAAAAUGAGUAUGACGAGCGCUGCGAAGAGACCGACUACCUUUUUUAUUAUGUCGGAAUGUUUUCCGACCGUGAUAUGUUUAUGAGGUUCCGCGGUGGCGGAAUAGGCCAUAGAGGUACACGCAGUGUUGACAAGUACCUCCAACAGGAUACGUACACCCUUGACCCCGAGGAUCUCACCGAAGAGCACGAGGCGCCUUUAAAUGGCCCGAGCAACACGAACGCCGCCACGGUCAGCGCUGCCGAAGCCGACGUAGCGUCAAACGACGCGCACAUGAGCACUGCCAAUGCCACAGCGACAUUAUACGUGGACAUACCGUCAACAGAGGGUGAUGCUGAUGGUGUUGCCGACAAAGGAGGGGGGAUUUCAGACAGCGAGGACUCGGGUAUGCCAGAGGAUCCUGAGAACAUAUCAAAAGGUAAGAGCCGUGAAACAGCGGGGAAAAGCGACACCCACAAUGAUGACAAGGAUGAGGACGAGGAAGAGGACGAGGGCGAACAUGAAGGCGAGUCCGAGUCCGGGUCCGAAGAUGAGUCCGAGUCUGAGUCCGAGUCCGAUGAUGGGAGCGGCUCGGAGGAUGCUGCGGACGAGGGAUCAGAGAGCGGGGACACUGACGACGAGGCCGACGACGAGGCCAUUCGAGACCGUGAAGGCUACGGCCCACUGUAG
Heterobasidion irregulare TC 32-1 is the source of this 810-nucleotide messenger RNA. RefSeq lists its product as uncharacterized. NCBI's taxonomy places the organism in Eukaryota, Fungi, Basidiomycota, Agaricomycetes, Russulales, Bondarzewiaceae. The record is from RefSeq and is a predicted model, not a curated record. The transcript has 2 exons. The annotation marks the transcript as partial.